Messenger RNA from Papilio machaon (common yellow swallowtail), 1933 nucleotides. RefSeq lists its product as uncharacterized. Lineage: Eukaryota; Metazoa; Arthropoda; Insecta; Lepidoptera; Papilionidae. The record is from RefSeq and is a predicted model, not a curated record. Bases 175 to 1884 code for a protein of 569 amino acids. The transcript has 2 exons.
UAUGAAAAAAACACAAAAACAAAUACAAGAACAUUUUGGGAUUCCUUUUAGUUAAAUUCCAGUGUAAUUUAAUGUUUUGUUUAGAAGUGUAAAUCAUUUUAGUGUGUUAUUUUGCAUAUACAUUGCGUGACAUUUUGUUUCCUUUCGAUUCUAUAAAUAUUUUAUUAAAGCAAAAUGGAGAUGAAUAUUAUUGACCACAGCGAUUCUGAUUCUGGAGAAAGUUGGACAAUUCUGGAACCCACGCCUGAAUGUACUGAAGGAGUAUUGCAACUUUCACAAAAUACGAAUGAAAGGUUUCCAACUUUGAUCAAAGAAAAAGACGAAGAUACUGAUGGCAUAUCAGUUAUCAGUGACAGUGACCAUGAGAGUCCGACACAACACAAAUGCAUAGAUGACAACUACACCACAGAAGAUGAAAUGUUACUGGACAAACAUGAUCCCAUGCAUGCAACAGAUGUGACACAAAUUACACACUUUAAUGAAAACAUUGAUAAAGCUUCAAGAGAUGACAAUGAUUAUAUCAUGGAAAGUAAUGGUAAACUUAAAACAUAUGUUCACAGAAGAAAUAAGAGAUUAAGUACUGUUCUUAAUGUUAUCAUGUUGGGAAGUGUUAUCACUGCUGCAGGAGUGGCAAUUGGACACAUGUGGGGUGCCAAAAAUGAUUGUACCAUGCACCAUACACCUUCUGUUAAUAAAAUUUUAUCCAAUUUAUAUAAACUGCAAGAAGAAAAUGCUUAUUUAAGAAGUAAAUUGAAAGAGCUAACAUUUAUGAAUAAUAUACAAAUGCAACACCAAAAGUCACCAAUCAAACGCUGCAAGAAAGUCUUUGAAGAACCUUUGAAUAGUAAUAAUCCUAAUAAAUACACUAAAUGUAUUGAUGAACACCCUAUUGAACAUGAAAAAGUUUUAGAUUCUCAUUUGAUAGAACCAUCAUUUGAAAAAGAGUUUUUGGUUGACUUGAACAAGCUUAAAAACAUAUACAAACAAAAUAAAAGCUGGUUGGAUGAAGAAAUUGCAAAAAGAAUUAAACAUGAGCGACAGCAAUUGAAAAACAAUAAAAUUCAGAUAAAACCGGAGAAAACUAAUACAGUUGAAGAAGAGAAUAAAACAAUACUAGCUGAAGACACAAAAAUACUACACAAUGAUAAUAAAGACAAUUUAAUGUUAGUCUCAGAAACCUUUUCUAUUGAUUCCAUUGAUGACCAAAAGGAAUUAACUGGUAAUAAGAAGAUUUCAUAUGCAGAUUCCCUGAAAUCUGAAAAGAAUAAAAAUAUACAAAAGCGUGAGGUUGAUAAAAAAACGGAAUACAAUGAACAUGUCAGCAAAAAAAGAGUAAGGAAAAUCUAUGAACCUAAUCUGCAAAUUGUUACAAGUGAAGAAGAAAUUAAAAAGGAUGACAGAUAUAACUGUCAUAAAUGCAGAUAUAAUAAGAGAAAGACGGAAAAAUGGCGUAGAAAGCAAAAAGGACGCAGUAGACAAGAACAGUUUGAUAUAAAAGGUCUACUGAAAGAUUAUGACAAUUCCCAAGCAUUUCCAGAAAACCAAUAUAUAGAUUUAGAUAAAAAACAGCCAGCGAAUGAUGGUACGGAAAAAACUAAAUUUGAAAAUCCAGAUAACUUAAAAGAUAGCAAUAUAAAAUUGAAAGAGAAGCCAAAUAAAAAUUUGGAAAAAGAUGAAAAAAUUAACUGGUACGAAAAAAGAGCGACGCUAAGAAAAGAAUACAGAAAUAGACUCCAACAGGAGUUAUUUGGUGAGAAAAGUUUAAAUAAUUCCGCAUGGUACUUUCGUCGUAUGAAAAAACGUGAACAAUGUAGAGCCAAGGCAGGCAAUGAUACCCACAAGAAAACUUCUAAACUUAACAUGAAUUUUAAAAUAAAAUAUUAAAGCAUUAUACUUUCACGUCAAUUUUAAUAUUUCUUUUUUUUUUAGCAGA